Messenger RNA from Trichoderma aggressivum f. europaeum, 2088 nucleotides. RefSeq lists its product as uncharacterized. Lineage: Eukaryota; Fungi; Ascomycota; Sordariomycetes; Hypocreales; Hypocreaceae. Gene Ontology annotation, molecular function: RNA binding; translation initiation factor activity. Gene Ontology annotation, cellular component: cytoplasm; eukaryotic translation initiation factor 3 complex. The transcript is spliced from 9 exons. Bases 1 to 2088 code for a protein of 695 amino acids. The record is from RefSeq and is a predicted model, not a curated record.
AUGGGGGUGUCUGUCAAUCAGGAAGGUAAAGAGGCUCUAAAGGGCGAAUUCGAAUCUACAUUGGCUAUUCACAAUAUCAGCCCCAGCUUUUGCCCGAAACCCAUCGGAUGGGGGACUCUCAACUCAGAGUCGAACUCUCACUUUCAUAUUUGCAAGUUUUAUGAAUUCACCGGCGGCAUGCCUGAGCCCGCUUCUUUCUGCAAGAAUCUGGCCCAGCUGCAUCUGUCUUCCCGCUCUUUGUCGCCAAAUGGCCAGUUUGGGUUCCAUUGCAGGACGUAUAACGGGGACCUUCCUCAGGAGAAUACUUGGUCCGAUCGCUGGGAGCUCUUUUUUGCCGACGGAUUACGCGACGUCUUGAAGAUUCGACUCAAGAGGGCUGGGCGUAGCUUGGAACUUGAAGCACUCGAGCCCGCGCUAUUUGACAAGGUCAUUCCCAGGCUUCUCCGACCACUUGAAAGUGGCGGGCGGCAAAUACAGCCUUCGUUAGUACACGGAGAUCUGUGGUAUGGAAACACCGGCGUCGUCUCCGGCGAUGUAGAGAAGAGCAUCGUUUACGAUCCUUCUAGCUUUUGGGCGCACAAUGAGUAUGAGCUGGGAAACUGGCGCCCAUGUCGAAAUAAGUUUACGAGUAUUUACUUUGAGGAAUAUCUUUCUCACAUACGCCCAUCCGAACCCGAAGAGGACUUUGAUGAUCGGAACGCACUUUAUUCCACGAAAUUUAAUCUGCAGGCGGCCGCUAUAUUUCCGGAUAACGAGGAGUAUUUACAGAUGGCUAUAGAGGAUAUCAAGAUGCUUGUCACCAAGUAUCCCCAGGGCUAUCAACAGAUAGACAGCAACAACAAGCUGUACCAAGAGCUAGACCACCAAGAAGACCGCUUGUCGUUCCACCCUGACGCCUGUCUCCAUAAUAGCCUUGAGGGGGAUAUUGGCCUUGAGGGUACUGGCCUUGAGGGUACUGACCCUGAUGGUACAUAUAAUGGCCUUGGGGAUAUUGAUUGUAGCCAGAAUAUUGGCCCUGCCCAGGCGGGUAUUGCCCUUGGCUUGGAAAAGGGCCCUGUUGUUGCUGGUUAUAAUACCCCAUCUGUGGUCCUGGUUGAUAAUAUGCCUGUUGAUCUUGCGAACCCUGGAUGCCCUCCUGAUAGUUGCUUGACUGGCCCUGUUGGUAUCCUUCAUAGCCCCCGUAUCCCCCUAAUCAUGGCUACCACCGCGCCGCCCAAGGCCAAGCACGACUGGGCCGACGACGACGACAUCGAGGAGCCCUCUUCCGAGCUUCCGCCUCCCCAGACCAUCUCUAAUAAAGAUGGUACCAAGACCAUCAUCACAUACCGAUACAACGAUCAGGGCCAGAAAGUAAAGACGACUCGUCGGAUCCGCUAUGUCACCCAGACCGAGACAGUCAACCCCCGCGUCGCCAACCGGAAGACGUGGGCCAAGUUCGGCUUGAGCGCCAAAGAUCCCGCGGGACCUGCCCCCGAUACCACCUCCGUCGCCGAGAACAUCAUCUUCCGACCCAGCGUCUCCUGGCGCAAGGAUGCCAAGGAGGAGGGCGCCGACGCCAACGCCCAGGCCAUGAAGGACAAGCUCAAGGCCAGCAAGGUCAAGUGCCGUAUCUGCAACGGCGAGCACUUUACAGCCAGAUGUCCCUACAAGGACACCAUGGCGCCUGUUGGAGAAACGAGCGGCGCCGAUGCGCCCGCCGGUAUGGCAGAGGAUCUAUCCGCUGCCACUGGCGCUGCCGGGUCUGGGAAGAAGGGCUCAUACGUUCCGCCUGCCCUGCGUGGCGCCGGUGGAGGGGCCGGAGAGCGCAUGGGUGGAUCAAAAUACGGCGAGAGGGACGACUUUGCGACGCUGCGUGUCACCAACGUCUCAGAGAUGGCAGAGGAAUCAGAGCUGCGCGAUAUGUUCGAGCGUUUCGGUCGUGUCACCAGAGUCUUCCUCGCCAAGGACCGGGAAACUGGCAUGGCCAAGGGUUUCGCCUUCAUCAGCUUCGCAGACCACAGCGACGCUGUCACGGCAUGCAACAAGAUGGACGGAUUUGGUUUCAAGCAUCUCAUUCUCAGGGUCGAGUUUGCCAAGAAGGCUCAGUAA